AUGUCUGGCUCGAGCUCUACCCCGCUGAGCCAGGCCUAUGGCUAUGGCAUUGUCCUCGGCCUCGGGUUUGCCUUUGCCAUUCUCAUGAUCUCACUCACUCACAUCCUCAAACGGUUCAACAAUGAGGUCCAAACGUCUGAAAUGUUCAACACGGCUGGCCGUACCGUCAAAUCCGGCCUGGUUGCCUCGGCGGUCGUCUCCUCCUGGACCUGGGCAGCGACUCUCCUCCAGAGCUCCGGCGUGUGCUACCGAUAUGGCGUCUCCGGCCCCUUCUGGUACGCUUCUGGCGCCACUGUCCAGAUCCUGCUGUUUGCUACAAUAGCCAUUACUCUCAAGAAGCGAGCGCCGAACGCGCAUACGUUCCUGGAAGUCAUCAAGGCCAGGUACGGCAAGGCUGCGCACUUUACCUUUAUCGUGUUUGGCCUCAUGACCAAUAUGCUGGUCUCUCUCAUGCUCAUCACGGGAGGGGCAGCCACUGUGAAUGCGUUGACGGGGAUGCAUGCCGUGGCGGCCAUCUUCCUCAUCCCCAUUCCCGUGGUGGCUUACACGGUUUCUGGCGGCCUCAAGGCCACCUUCAUCACGGACUAUAUCCACACGUUUGCCGUUCUCAUCAUCAUCAUGAUUUUCGCGCUCAAAACCUACGCCACCUCGGAUGUUCUUGGCAGUCCAUCGGCCGUGUACGAUCUGCUUGUCAAAGCCGCCCAGGCCCAUCCCGUCUCCGGCAACCGCGACGGCAGCUACCUCACGAUGAAGUCCCAGGGCGGCGCCAUCUUCUUCGUCAUCAACAUCGUUGGAAACUUCGGAACCGUGUUCUUAGACAAUGGUUAUUACAAUAAAUCCAUAGCAGCCUCUCCUAUCCAUGCUUUGCCGGGAUACAUCAUGGGAGGUGCGGCGUGGUUCGCAAUUCCGUGGUUGACGGCGACGACACUCGGCCUGGCGGCGCUCGCACUCGAAUCCAGCCCCCGGUUUCCGACGUACCCCAACCGCCUGACAGACUCCGAGGUCUCGGCUGGACUGGCUCUACCCUAUGCUGCGGUAGCCCUCAUGGGCAAGGGCGGUGCCAUUGCGACUCUCAUUAUGCUCUUCUUGGCCGUCACCUCGGCCUUUAGUGCUGAGCUGGUGGCAACGUCCACAAUCUUCACAUACGACAUUUACCGGACUUACUUCCGCCCUAGUGCCAGCAGCAGGAGCCUUGUCUGGAUGUCUCACAUGAGUAUGGUGGCUUAUAUGCUCAUCGUCUGCUGCAUAUCUACGGGCUUGUGGUACAACGGCAUCUCCAUGGGCUACCUGUAUCUGCUCAUGGGCGUGCUCAUCUCGGCUGCGGUAAUUCCCGCUACCUUGACGCUUCUGUGGAACGGCCAAAACCGAUGGGCCGCAGUGAUCUCUCCCAUCCUGGGCACAAUCUGUGCCAUUAUCGCCUGGCUGGUGACUGCGAAGAAGACGUGCGGCAAGCUGGACGUCGACUGCACAGGCUCCAACGAUCCUAUGCUCGCUGGCAACGUGACCGCGUUGCUCGCCCCCGUUGUCUUCGUGCCGCUGCUGAGCCUCGUCUUUGGCCUGGACAAGUACGACUGGCAGUCCAUGAUGGAAAUUCGAAAGGUGGACGACCACGACAUGAUCCAGGCGUCAGGGCUUGACAGCGAAGCACAACGCGAGUUGGAACGGAACCAGGAGCGGACGGAAUCCGAGGAAGAGCGCCGGAAGCUCAACAAGGCAUUCAAGAUUGCCUGCUUUGUGACAGUUUUCAUGGCCCUCGCGUUCCUCGUUCUUUGGCCGAUGCCCAUGUACGGCUCUGGCUACAUCUUCUCCAAGCCUUUCUUCACCGGCUGGGUGACGGUGGGCAUCAUCUGGAUCUUUUGCUCCUUCAUCUGCGUCGGGCUGUACCCCAUCUGGGAGAGCAGAGCGACCUUGACCAGAGUGCUCAGGGGUAUCGCGACGGGCAAGGCAGCGCCAGUGGUCACCAUGGCUGUGGACAAUGACGAUAGCGGAACGAUGACGCCUGAGAAGGAAGGGAUGAAGGAAGGGUCUAUUUAG
Trichoderma reesei QM6a is the source of this 2034-nucleotide messenger RNA. Its product is annotated as active urea transporter. Gene Ontology annotation, cellular component: plasma membrane. Bases 1 to 2034 code for a protein of 677 amino acids. Gene Ontology annotation, biological process: putrescine transport; spermidine transport; urea transmembrane transport. The record is from RefSeq and is a predicted model, not a curated record. NCBI's taxonomy places the organism in Eukaryota, Fungi, Ascomycota, Sordariomycetes, Hypocreales, Hypocreaceae. The transcript is spliced from 3 exons. Gene Ontology annotation, molecular function: urea transmembrane transporter activity; putrescine transmembrane transporter activity; spermidine transmembrane transporter activity.